GUGAUUUUUAUUCUUUUAAAAAGUGUUCAUAACUUUUAUCAAAUCACUACAAACAAUGCAACUACAUUAUUCCUAUUUUGUGUGAAUCAUCGAAACUAUUACAAGAUUUUGAUAUCCAUUUGAGUUGCAGUGUGUGUGGUUGCACAUAGAUAUACCAGCUGUUAUCAUCACUAUGCCUUGUUGUGCCCGUUGUUGUGUUUCUAAUUGCAAGUGUGGAGAAAAUUGUGCUUGUUGUAGCCAACCUUGUGCGUGUUGUUCUCAGUGUAGUAGUAACCAAAGCUGUCGUUGUGGGACCAACUGUGGUUGUUCAAGGUGUAAGCCACUAGUAAAGUGUUGUGCGCAGUGUGAAGGAAGAAAAUGUGGUUGUACGGGUAUGCAGUGUCCUUGUGAAGCAACUAAGUAAAGUUUUAUGAAAUAAUAAAGAGUGAAUGUCUUUGUUUUGUUUUCAGAUUUGUGUGUGAAGAAAUGGAAUCGUCGUCUUGGCCUCUUUUAUCGAAUGAUGACUACGAAAUAUUUUUAUUAAGAAUACCUGACGUUGAUAAGCAUAAAUGUACGGAAAUAGAAUGGAAAGAGUUACAAGAUGGCAACUAUGAGGGUAUUCUUGGGAAUGAGACUUUCCAACUAGUGCAACGGAAGACGCCUGAAAGCUUAGCCGUCAUCUGGGGUGACGGUGAACAAACCAAAUAGGAACACGAUGGAUAACCCAACAAUG
Messenger RNA from Galdieria sulphuraria, 712 nucleotides. RefSeq lists its product as uncharacterized. The transcript has 2 exons. The coding region runs from base 466 to 687 and encodes 73 amino acids. NCBI's taxonomy places the organism in Eukaryota, Rhodophyta, Bangiophyceae, Galdieriales, Galdieriaceae. The record is from RefSeq and is a predicted model, not a curated record.